Molecule: messenger RNA, 341 nt
Organism: Galeopterus variegatus (Sunda flying lemur)
Lineage: Eukaryota; Metazoa; Chordata; Mammalia; Dermoptera; Cynocephalidae
Product: gamma-crystallin F-like
Exons: 1
Biological process (GO): lens development in camera-type eye; visual perception
Molecular function (GO): structural constituent of eye lens
Source: RefSeq, a predicted model, not a curated record
UUGCUGAACGCACAGGCCAGCUCCCACAGGAUCAGGAUCUACGAGCGGGAGGACUACCGAGGCCAGAUGGUGGAGCUCACUGAGGACUGCUCCUCCCUGCAGAACCGCUUCCACUUCAGUGACAUCCACUCCUUCAAUGUGCUGGAGGGCUCCUGGGUCCUCUAUGAGUUGCCCAACUACCGGGGGCGGCAGUACCUGCUGAGGCCAGGGGACUACAGGCGCUACCACGACUGGGGGGCCACCAAUGCCAGGGUGGGCUCUUUGAGGAGAGCUGUGGAUUUCUAUUGAAAUGUUGUUACUCUACCCUUUCCUCCAUGCAGAAGUUAAUAAAAUAUUUCCUG